This is a messenger RNA of Abrus precatorius (Indian licorice), 2066 nucleotides long. RefSeq names its product 70 kDa peptidyl-prolyl isomerase-like. Bases 92 to 1711 code for a protein of 539 amino acids. Lineage: Eukaryota; Viridiplantae; Streptophyta; Magnoliopsida; Fabales; Fabaceae. The record is from RefSeq and is a predicted model, not a curated record. Gene Ontology annotation, molecular function: peptidyl-prolyl cis-trans isomerase activity; protein binding. The transcript has 12 exons.
AUCUCUCAACUGAAAGAUCCAAAGGAGGGAAACCAAUAACGGCUUAUCCUUUGUUAGAAAAAAAAAAGCUCUCUCUUUUUCUCUUUCUCUGAUGUCAAUGGCAGUGCCUCAGCUAAGCCACUCUCUGGAAAAUGAACUGAAAAGUGAAGACUCAGAAUUCCCUUUCAAGGAAAUUGGAAAUGAAGGUCUCACAAAACGGGUUCUUAGAAAAGGAGUCACUUGGCAAACUCCGUUCUCUGGAGAUGAAGUGGAAGUUCAUUUCAGAGGACAAGUUGAAAACGGAGCAUCACUUGAAUCCAGUUAUGAUAAAGGGUCCCCAUUUCGUUUCAAAAUAGGCCAAUGUGAAGUUAUCAAAGGUUGGGAUGAAGGAGUUGCCACCAUGAAGAAGGGCGAGAAAGCAAUCUUCAAAAUUCCACCUAACUUGGCAUACGGCGCAGUAGGGUCUCCACCAUUGAUUCCUCCCAAUGCAACUCUCAUUUUUGACAUUGAAAUGCUGUCUUGGUGUACCAUCAGGGACUUGACUGGUGAUGGAGGAAUCAUGAAAAAGAUAAUUCAGGAAGGAGAAGGAUGGGCAACCCCUAGGGAAGCUGAUGAGGUGUUAGUGAAAUAUGAAGCAAGACUAGAAAAUGGGAUGCUUGUUUCCAUGUCUGAGCAAGGUGUGGAGUUUAAUGUAAGUGAUGGGUAUCUAUGUCCUGCCAUUGGCAUAGCAGUAAAGACAAUGAGAAAGGGAGAGGUGGCAGAACUAGCUUUGAGAUUCUGCUAUGGACUCGGUGAAAAUUCAAAUAGGACCGCUGAGCUUGAUGGUUGUCUCUCACCAGAUUCUAAAAUAACUAGCAUCAAGCUUGAGCUGGUAUCAUGGAAAAUUGUAACUGAUGUCGCAGGAGAUAAGAAGAUACUGAAAAAAAUUAAGAAAGUUGGCGACGGGUUUGAUCGUCCUAAUGAAGGAUCCCAAGUGAAAGUGAUAUAUGUGUGUAAACGAGAAGAUGGUACAAUUAUUGAGAGGAAAGGAUCAGAGGAAGAACCCUUUGAGUUCACAACUCAGGAAGAACAGGUACCUGAGGGUCUAGAAAAAGCAAUAAUGACAAUGAAAAAGGCAGAACAAGCUCUGGUUACUAUCAAUGCUGAAUAUUUGUGUGACCAAAAUAAUUCACUGGGAAAAAUAGCCAAUAAUAAAGUCCUUUAUUACGAAGUUGAAUUGGUUGAUUUCGUCAAGGAGAAGCCAUUUUGGAAAAUGGACACUCAAGAGAAAAUAGAAGCUUGUGAAAGGAAGAAGCACGAUGGAAAUAUGUUGUUUAAGGCUCAAAAUUUCAGGCGCGCAUCCAAGAAAUAUGUAAAGGCCAUAAAAUACAUUGAGUUUGAUCACUCAUUCAGUGAUGAUCAGAAGCGUCAUGCUAAUACCUUACGAUUAUCCUGUUAUUUGAACAACGCUGCUUGUAAAUUAAAAUUGGGGGAGUACACUGAAGCUUCUAGUCUAUGCACAAAGGUCCUAGAAUGUGACCCUUCAAAUGUGAAGGCUCUUUACAGAAGAUGCCAAGCAUACCUGAAAACAUCAGAGUUGGAGAAAGCGGAAGCUGAUAUCAAAAGAGCACUGAUUAUUGAUCCAAAUAACAGAGACAUUAAACUUGAGUACAAAGAGCUCAAACUUAAGCAAAAGGAAUACGGUAGAUAUGAAGCUGACAUCUUCAGCACAAUGUUUUCAAGGAUGGGCUAGUUUCAAAAUGUUCCAUAUUACCCUUUUAGAGAUACAUCUAAUGUAUAUUAUUAUGAUUUUGAUUUUUAGUUAUACCUCUGGAUUAGCUAGCUCACAUGGUAGACAUAUAGACUCCUUCCUUGCUAUUUUUUGCUUUGAAACACACUUAAACUUUGAUCACUCAUUCCGCCAUAACUUGAGCACUAAGCAUGGGUUUGGUGCGUGUGAAAGAGAGAGAAUAUAUUUUGGAAAGAACUUUCAAGAGUUUGGAAAAUUCAGCAGCCAACCAGAAAAAAAAAAUGGCAAUCAUUUAUUUGAGUGUCUAUACCAUAAGAAAGAGAAAAAUAAAAAAGAGAUAAAUGACAGAUUUUAUUAG